AUGAUCUGUCCAUGUAGCGCACAUGAUCUCCCCGGAUCGCCCAUCAAGCAAGAAACAGGGGCGGCGAUGUCGAUGCCGUCAGUCUUGAGCGUAGAUGCAGACGGGCGGACGCUGCGGAUGUCGUCUGGCAGGAUUUGGCAGUGCUGGUGGCACCCGUGCUCGGCGCCAACCUCCCUCCAAGGGACGCCAACACCGCCGUGA
Messenger RNA from Bipolaris zeicola 26-R-13, 201 nucleotides. RefSeq lists its product as uncharacterized. The transcript has a single exon. The record is from RefSeq and is a predicted model, not a curated record. Bases 1 to 201 code for a protein of 66 amino acids. NCBI's taxonomy places the organism in Eukaryota, Fungi, Ascomycota, Dothideomycetes, Pleosporales, Pleosporaceae.